AGCUGCAUGUUGCUGAGUGAACAUUUAGAUAUCUGAAAUUGCAAAACAAUGAAACAAAAAGAAGAAAAGAACUGCAUCAGUGAAGACGAAGAAGAAAGAAAAGAACCAAAAACAUUUCUGAGGAUCUUUACAAGAGGGAAGUUCAUUGUGUUAUGUGUUGCUAUUGCGCUUCUUCUCAUCAUUACCUUAACUACAGUAUUUGUGAUUACAAGAUCAGAUGCUUCAGUUGACAUGGAAAAGCCAUUCCCAUCUGAUGGAGACAUGCUUGACUUUCUUCUACAAAUUGGAGAAAUUCAGGAGAAAGAUGGUCUUUAUGCAACAUGGUAUCACGCAGCUAACAAUAAAUCUGAGAUGAACAAGGCCUUGAACAGUAAUGUCAUGAUCCUAGAAGCCGAUGUUAAUGUGAAAGGUCAUAACACAGCUAAUGAAACCAAUAUUCCCAUCAUGGCCCAUCCACCAGACAUAUACAGUGACAACACUCUGGAGGAGUGGCUGGAUGCUGUACUCAAAUCAAAGAAAGGGAUAAAGCUGGAUUUUAAAAGUAUCAAGGCUGUGGAACCCUCACUUGAUCUUUUGAGAGUGAAAAACCAAACAGGGAUUAAUCGCCCGGUGUGGAUAAAUGCAGAUAUUCUUCUUGGUCCUAAUGUCCCUGUUUUCUGGCCAGUAAUGAACGCUUCAGAGUUUUUUGAGCUCAUUCAGCUGAAAUUUCCUGACGUCACCAUCUCCCCAGGAUGGAAGGUUCUUUAUCUUUCCGUCUUCCCUAAUGUGACAUACACACGCAGUAUGGUGGAAGAGAUGUACUCUAUUGUAAGAUACCUUCCUCAGAAAAUCACAUUUCCUGUCCAUGCUUUGAUGGCCAAGAAUGGGUGGCCACACCUAAGCUGGCUGCUCAGCCAAUCUUCAAGGUUCAGUUUAACCCUGUGGCAAGGAAAGGAGAACCCUACCGUGAAUGAUCUUCUCUUUGUCAGAGACAACAGCAACCCUAUGCGCAUCUAUUAUGACAUUUAUGAGCCUGUGCUCUCACAGUUCAAAGAAGCUGCAAUGAUGAGAAACAGACCCAGAAGAUUCUACCCAGGUGGUGACAUAAUUGAUUAUUUCAGGCCGGUGAACAGUGACGGACUGAACAUCCAGUGGGACACAGUGACCAAUAAUGAUUAUUUGCUACAUCUGCUUGAAAACAGUCAAGGGGGAAUGCUGGUGAUUACAGUAACAUCUAGUGUUGGUCAACCAAACAUUCCCAUCAUUCAGGGAUCCCAGCCUGAGCUGUCUUUACAGGACUGCCUGGAUCAGAUUUUUGCCUCUAAAAAGUCAUGGGGAAUCUACUUAAGAAUUAUGUCCCAGAGUCAGCUGAGCCACACACUGGAGCUCCUUCGUCAGGCGUAUGAACGAGACCUGCUGCACCACCCCACCUGGGUCAACAUGGACAUAGCACACGGAGCUUUCUAUAUCCAGGACUACAUUACAGGAGAGGAAUUCUUGAGAAUCAUUAAUCAAAUCUUUCCAUAUGUGACUUUGGCUCCAAGCUGGCCUAAAGAGGUUCUUGAUGAAGGCUACAAACCAGAGUUGGUGGAGGACAUGGUGCAGCUCUUCCAGGGGGCUUGGCAAGAUGUUUCAUUGCAGCUGCAUGCUGGCACACUUUACAGGACUGUAACUAGAUGUAGAAACCUUAUCCAUGCACAACCACGCUUCUCCAUGACUCUGGAGCAUCAGGCAGACGACAGAGGCCUCAAUUCUUGGACUGCAAGCUUAAUGGCUAUCAGAGCACUGAACAGACAGCGGAGCUUCUACAACAUGCCUAAUAUAUACAGAGAACAUAUAGCAAAUCUGUCAACCUAAAGAGUAUACAGCACUGACAAAAACUUUGCAAUCUGACAGUUAAAGUGUGAUUUACAUUUAUGUAAAACGUACAUUGUAAAUCUGAAAAUAUAGAUUUUUAUAAACUCAGUUGCCAAUUUAUGAUUUAUAAUUAAUUAAUUAAUUUAUUUAUAAUUAAUAUGUUUAAUCAUAAUGACAAAGAAUUGGUAAACAUAUAUAUAUAUAUAUAUAUCCCUACUCCAAAAAUAAUACUGCUGGAGAGGACAAAAGAAAGAAAGACAUUUUAUUAUUCUAAUUAAUUUUUUUGAUGUAAUAUGUCAAUAUUCUGAUGGAUCAGUGUUAGAAAUCAGGUUUAUUUUUAAAGAUAUUUCAUGUAUGAUGCAGCAUGAUGUCAUGUGAAUCUUUAACAGUGGCUUUGCAACAUGGCUGAAAAGGGGUGCAAAAAGGGGCACAAAAGGAUUGCAAAAAGGGGUGUCCCAUAGUGGAUAAAAAACAAUUCACAAGCAGAGAGGUUAGUCAACAAAGCUUUCUCUUACAGUGUUUCUGCACUGCACAUUUUAUUUUAAAAUUGUGGAAAUUAUUUUAAAAUGGUUUGAAUUACCAUUGUGUAUGAAAUGUACUCCAUAAAUAAAUUUGCCAUGCUUAAAAAGAA
Molecule: messenger RNA, 2467 nt
Organism: Puntigrus tetrazona (Sumatra barb)
Lineage: Eukaryota; Metazoa; Chordata; Actinopteri; Cypriniformes; Cyprinidae
Gene: fam151a
Product: family with sequence similarity 151 member A
Exons: 8
Coding region: 49-1836 (595 amino acids)
Source: RefSeq, a predicted model, not a curated record